Molecule: messenger RNA, 1237 nt
Organism: Scaptodrosophila lebanonensis
Lineage: Eukaryota; Metazoa; Arthropoda; Insecta; Diptera; Drosophilidae
Product: tachykinins
Exons: 4
Coding region: 179-1159 (326 amino acids)
Source: RefSeq, a predicted model, not a curated record
UUCCGACGCGUUCGUUCGGGAAUCUAACAAAAAUUCACAAAAAGUGAAAUCAAAUUAAAAAACGGCGUUUUCGCAACAAGUAAAAUUUAUUAAAUAAUUACAAUACAUUAAUAUUUCACGUUUGGAAAUUGCAAAGCCCGCCUAAAAGCACGCAACACAACAAUUCCAGAGAAUACAAAUGCAUAACAGGCACCAAGCUCUUACAACAGCGGGCAGCAUGCUGUUAAUGCUGUUGUUACUGUUAACAGCCUACACAGGCACUGUUGAGGGCGACUUUGCUGUUGCCCCCACUGUUAAGCCCACAGAAGCAGCAGCGGAAGUGGAAGCUAUGGAGCCGCAGCCGCUUAGGAAGCUGGUGAAGCGUGCCCCCACCUCCAGUUUUAUAGGCAUGCGUGGGAAGAAAGAUUUGCAGGCAGAGGAUGAUGAUAGCAGCGGCAGCAGCAACAACAACAACAUCAAUUGGCAGCAACAACUCGAUCCGAUGUCGCUAGACUAUGCCGACGACAAUUACUAUUUAGAGAACGGUCGCUUCAAGAAAGCGCCCUUGGCCUUUGUGGGCGUGCGUGGCAAGAAAUAUACACCGGGAAGUAGUCGCCUGGGCGAGCUCUUGCAGAGCAUGGAGGAGCAACGUUUCCGGGAGAAUUUGAUGCACGAAAUUAUGGAGCGUCUGGCCCUGGAGAAUGGUGAGGUGGUCAAGCGUGCCCCCACCGGGUUCACGGGUAUGCGUGGCAAGCGGACGUUUAUGGAUGCGGAUGUCUUCGGAGAUGCGGAUGAGAGCGCACUACAGAAAUUGGAGAAACGAGCGCCCGUUAAUGCAUUUGUGGGCGUGCGUGGCAAGAAGGAUGUGUCGCAUCAGCACUAUAAGCGAGCUGCCCUGAACGAGUUGUGGCGGAAUAUGUUUAAAAAGGCGUACGAAGCACGUGGCAAGAAGCAGCGGUAUGCGGACUUCAACAGCAAGUUUGUUGCAGUGCGGGGUAAGAAAAGCGACGAGCAGGCGCAGGAUGCUGAGGAGGACAGUGAUGCUAAUUAUCCACCCGAGUCGCGUUAUCUGGUGCAGCCGUUCUAUCCAUGGGAAACCAACAUGCUGGGCUAUGAGGAGAAACGCGUGCCAAAUGGAUUUGUGGGCAUGCGCGGAAAACGUUCUGCAUUACCCGAAUAAAUGACGUCAGCUCUUCAACACUACAGUUUUAAGGCCACAAAAUGGAAAUUGCAGUUCCUCGAAACAAGAUUUGAAAAA